Molecule: messenger RNA, 2148 nt
Organism: Microthlaspi erraticum
Lineage: Eukaryota; Viridiplantae; Streptophyta; Magnoliopsida; Brassicales; Brassicaceae
Source: the annotation of a GenBank genome assembly
AUGGCAACCGAAAGUAGUAUCUGCGACAACGUCGUCGGCGGUGAAACAUGGCGAGCUGAAGCGGAAAUCGGUGGCAACGAGAGGGCUUUGCAAGCUCUUCGUGAACUCAUAAUCUUCCCUUUUCGCUACCCUCUCGAAGCUCGAACUCUUGGUCUCAAAUGGUCUAGAGGGUUGCUCCUAUACGGCCCUCCUGGAACCGGAAAGACAAGCUUGGUCCGUGCUGUUGUCCAGGAAUGUAAUGCACAUUUGAUUGUUUUAAGCCCCCAUUCUGUACAUCGAGGUCAUGCUGGAGAAAGCGAGAAAGUCUUGAGAGAUGCUUUUGCCGAGGCUUCUUUUCACGCUGCUUCUGACAAGCCCUCUGUGAUUUUUAUCGAUGAAAUCGAUGUUCUUUGUCCUCGGCGUGAUUCUAGAGGAGAGCAGGAUGUUCGUAUUGCUUCUCAACUCUUUACACUCAUGGACUCAAACAAACCUUCAUCAUUUGCACCAAGAGUUGUUGUUGUAGCAUCCACAAACAGAGUGGAUGCGAUUGACCCAGCGCUAAGAAGAGCGGGACGAUUUGAUACUUUAAUUGAAGUGAGCACACCAAAUGAGGAGGAUCGUUUGAAAAUCCUGCAGCUGUACACAAAGAAAGUUUGUUUGGAUCCUAGUGUUGAUCUACAAGCUAUAGCAACAUCUUGCAAUGGUUAUGUUGGGGCAGAUUUGGAAGCCUUAUGCCGUGAAGCGGCCAUCUCCGCAAGUAAAAGAUCUUCAGAUUCUCUUAUCUUAACAGUGCAAGACUUCAAGAUUGCAAAGUCUUUAGUUGGUCCGAGUAUAACAAGAGGCAUCACAGUUGAAAUCCCUAAAGUGACAUGGGAGGACGUUGGUGGUCUCAAAGACCUAAAGAAAAAGCUCCAGCAAGCUGUUGAAUGGCCAAUCAAACAUUCAUCUGCAUUUGUAAAACUGGGCAUAUCGCCAAUGCGUGGAAUACUCCUCCAUGGUCCUCCAGGUUGCUCAAAGACAACUCUUGCUAAAGCCGCUGCAAAUGCUGCUCAAGCUUCCUUCUUUUCCUUAAGCUGUGCAGAGCUAUUUUCUAUGUAUGUUGGAGAAGGUGAAGCAUUGUUGCGGAACACGUUUCAAAGAGCUCGACUUGCUUCUCCAAGUAUAAUAUUCUUUGAUGAAGCUGAUGUUGUCGCCUGUAAAAGAGGUGAUGAGAGCUCAAGCAACAGUUCUACAGUUGGAGAAAGGCUUUUAUCUACACUGUUAACCGAAAUGGACGGUCUUGAAGAAGCAAAGGGAAUUCUUGUCUUGGCUGCCACGAACCGUCCUUAUGCCAUUGAUGCAGCUCUUAUGCGUCCUGGUCGAUUUGAUCUUGUUCUUUACGUGCCACCGCCUGAUCUUGAAGCUCGGUUUGAGAUACUGCAAGUGCACACACGCAACAUGAGACUAGGAGACGACGUUGAUCUCAGAAGAAUCGCUGAAGAGACGGAGCUAUUUACUGGUGCUGAGCUCGAAGGUCUCUGCAGAGAAAGCGGAACCGUCUCUCUUAGAGAGAACAUUGCAGCAACCGCAGUGUUCAAUCGCCAUUUCCAAACCGCAAAGAGCUCGCUUAAACCGGCACUGACGAUCCAAGAAGUGGAGACUUAUUCAUCGUUCAGGAAAUCGAAAUGUUUGGAUUCUAAAACGGUUCCGGUUAAGGAGAAGAAGAAGAAGGUGGAUUCUUCUAAUGGUUUCGGUUUAGAUCUGAUCGCGAAAGGUUUCAAAAACUCUUUAGUAUUCUAUACAAUGGGUCGUGGAAACAGCUGUGGUGGAGGUCAAAGCUCACUGAACUAUCUCUUUGGUGGCGGUGACGCUCCAGCUCCUAAGCCGGCAGCUCCAGCUCCAGCUCCUCGUCCCUCUCCUGCUGAGCCAAACAACGGGUCUGCGUCUGCUGCACCACCACCAGUAGCAGCUGUGACUGCAACCGCACAGACAACUGCUACAACUAGUGUUGAGCCAGCAGAGCUCAACAAGCAGAUUCCCGCCGGUAUCAAAACUCCAGUCAACAAUUACGCCAGAGCCGAAGGACAGAACACCGGAAACUUCCUCACUGACCGUCCUUCGACCAAAGUUCAUGCAGCUCCCGGAGGUGGAUCGUCCUUGGGUUAUCUCUUCACUGGUGGUAGCAAGUAA